Molecule: messenger RNA, 5077 nt
Organism: Patella vulgata (common limpet)
Lineage: Eukaryota; Metazoa; Mollusca; Gastropoda; Patellidae
Product: 45 kDa calcium-binding protein
Exons: 6
Coding region: 811-1887 (358 amino acids)
Biological process (GO): calcium-ion regulated exocytosis
Cellular component (GO): endoplasmic reticulum
Molecular function (GO): calcium ion binding
Source: RefSeq, a predicted model, not a curated record
UGUUCACUUUACACGGCACUAUUUGAUCCUGCGGGUAGUUGUGAAUAGUAAUUUGGGAAAUAUUUCGACCUUCACCUAACUGAAACCGGUUGCAAUGAUAUACGCAUUCGAGUAAUGGAAACUGAUUUCAAACGGGAUUCAGUUCACCACGUUGGAACAAAGAAUGAUAACUCUAAUUUACUAAGUGUGCUAAAAUCGACAAAUUUAUUGUUAUGACACCUCAUCAAUAUAUAUUUUUUUAUCUAUCACUAGAUCAAUAAGAGAUAGAUUUAAUCGAUAUAGAUCUACGCCACAUAAGCAAAUUCUCAUUCAGGUGAUCUUCUUUACUGUGAAACUGUACAAGAACUCAUGAGGGCAUAGUCUUGAGACCGAAGAGGAAUUGACAGAUGAUUGAAGAUUCUUCUACUUCUAGUUCUACCAAAAUUUGUUUAUAAAACUUUUACUUACAAACAACCGGUCUAGCAGUUUGUAUGGUUGAAUUACUAAAUUUUAUAUUGAUGCAUCUCUCUGUCGUCCUGAGUAGACAUGGGGAAAAUUUAAACCCGGAAUAGACAAGCAAUGAUCGUAUCAUAAGGAAAGAGGGAUUGCAAGAGAUAAGGUUUUAUACAAGUUCAAACUGCAACCUGUAUUCUGUAUGGUUUGUCAUGCAGAACUUGCAACAAAACAGAAAGGAAUGUUACAUUUAGAAGACAGUCCCAUAUUGCAUUGAAUAAGCGAAAGAUCGUCUAAAAAGGAAAAGACAAUCGCAAUCUACUGUUACAAAAUUUGGUUGUGAACUGUGUAUAAAAUUGAGUUUUAUACCUUAGGAGAAUGAAAAUUCUUCUUCAAGAAUCAAUUUCCAAAAUGCAUAAAGUUCUAACAUUCCAUUACCUUUUUAUUUCGGUUUGUGUUUUAUUUAUUAUAAAAUUAACAUAUUGUAAGCCACUGACAUUUAAGAAAGACCUUGGAGAUUCUCAGCUUACACUUGAUAAAUUAAAACCUCAGGAUCACUUAGAUGCCUUAAAAAUGGAACAUGAUGGACACAUUAACAGGGAGUAUCAUAAAGAGCUAUUUUUAGGAAAUCAUGAAGAUAUAGAAAAAGAUGCUCAAAAUGCAGAUUCAAAAUUAAAAGACGUAUUUUUCAGGGUUGAUGGUGAUAAAGAUGAAUUUUUAACAGAAGCAGAACUGGAAAGUUGGAUCAAACUAAAAAUGGAAGAACAUUUCGAUGAAGCUCUACAAGAAAAUGAUGAAAUAUUUGAACAUUUAGAUCCAGACAAAAAUGGAAAAAUCCAUUGGAAAGAAUAUUAUGUUCAUUUUCUAUUAGCAAUGAAUAUAGCUGAAGAUAUAGCCAGAAAACAUGUAAAUGAUUAUGAUCAAAUUGAACUUGAUUCAAAUGCAAAAGAAGAUUUGAUUCGCUAUAAAUUCAGAUGGACAGAUGCUGAUGAAGAUCCUGCUGAUAAUGAACUAACAAAACUGGAAUUUCUGGCGUUCCGUCAUCCUGAACAGGCUCCUAAAACAUUAAAUAAUAUGGUGUCUAGUAUUAUUAGUACUUUAGAUCUUAAUGAUGAUCAUAUAUUAACUGAAGAAGAGUUUACAGCUUUACCACCAGGGGAAGUAGAAGAACAGGAUCAACGUGAUUUAGAUCAACAAUGGCAGGCUGAACGAAAGAAAGAAUUUCAACUUGGUGUAGAUACAAAUCAUGAUGGAAAAGCCACAGAGGAAGAACUCAAGAGAUAUCUUGACCCUAAAAAUCCAUUUCAAGCAGUUAUGGAAGCAAGGAAUCUGAUAAAUUUAAUUGAUGUGGAUAAAGAUAAGAAAUUAUCAUUAACAGAAAUCAUGAAUAGAAAAGACAUCUUUUUAUCUAGUAAAAUUUGUGAUUUUGCUCGAAACUUACAUGAUGAAUUUUAGGUCAUUUAUUUUUUUUCUUUACCAUGAGAAAGUAUUGUAAAAUUUAUAAUAAUGAUGUUAACUUGUUUAACAGUCUAUUUUUGUAAAUACUGAAUAUAUAAAGAAAAUCAUUUAUAAAAGAGGUUUUGUAUAAAUUGAAUGACUUAUUCUAAAGGUUUGGAAUUUGGUGUAUUUUUGAGAAAAACAUCUUUAGAAAUUCAUCUGAAAUUAAACUUCAGUUGAAUGUAAAAUAUUUGUUAAUAGAUUUGGUAUGCAAUUUAAUAGUAGCCUAGAUCAAAAGUGUGCCAUAGAUAUGCAUGUUUUUUUUUUAAAUGCCUACAUUGAAAUGUCGUCGCCCCCCCCCCCGGCUUCCAGAAUUGCUUGUGGACACUCUGCUCUAGAGGCUAAAGUUAAUAGCCGAUUGACUUUAAGGUCACGAUACAAAGAAGCCCCUUGAUUUUCACCGAUUUCCGAUAAUUACUGCCACAGUUAUGGCCUUUGAUCACUUUGAAAAAUCUUGUAGACGCUCUAGAGGUUAAAGUUAUUACCUGAUUGACUUUAAAUUUAUACACAGUGUUUAAGGUCAUGAGACGAUGAAGCCUAUUGAUUUUCAACGAUUUCUGAUAAUUACUGCCAGAGUUAUGACCCUUGAUCCCUUUGAAAAAUCCUGUAGACGGUCUAGAGGCUAUCCAAUUGACUUUAAAUUUAUACAUAGUGUUUAAGGUCAUGAAACGAAGAAGCCCCUUGAUUUUCACCGAUUUCCGAUAAUUAAUGCCAGAGUUAUGGCCCUUGAUCUUGUGGAUGCUUUAGAGACCAUAGUUAUCAUCUGAUUGAUUUUAUAUUUAUACAGUUUAAGGUCUUGAGACGAACAAUUGAUUUUCAAUGAUUUUUGAUAACUUGAACAACUAAAUCCAUGACAUUAAAUGUUUUGCAAAGUAAACAUUAGCAUGGCCCAAACAAAUUCUAAUGAUUUUCUGAUAAUUACUUAAUGUGUUGUUACUCUUAAUCAGAUUUUAAUGUAUUAUAAAUGUUUCAUUACCGACAAAAGUAAAAAAUAUGCGACAACUCUUGUUGACUGCCCAGAUGAUUUAGCUGCUGUGGGCGUAUAUUUCGUUGUCUGGCAACCUAUCUUAACAACAUAUUGUAUGUAUUAUUAAACAUUUAUGUGCAAGUAAGACUAACUGAAAUCAACAUGCUAAAAGCAUUUACAAUAGCAUAGUAUUGCCAAGUUGGUGCAUUUUCAUAUUGCCUGCAUGGUUGUGGAAAUUAUGUACUGUAAGAAUAUACAUAGUUUACUGUCUCAUUCCAUAUUUAUUUCUGAAACUAUAGCUUUUGAUAAUGUAACAUUUUCAUGUCAGCCAAACCAUUCUAAUUUUUAGUUUUUUGGGAGUUAUGAUACAUAAAUAGGCACUGGAGUCUUGUAAACAAUGUUUCUUUGAUAUUUCAAAACUGAAAAAUUUGGCACCAAAGGCUUUUCAGAAAAGUAACCAAGUAGAUUUUUUAUUCAAGAAUGAAAUUUUUAGUCGAUGUGCCCAAAGUACGAAUAUUUAAAUUGGUGUUGACUUAUUUUAUAAAUAACAAGGAGAUCUGAGUUUUAUAAUUACUUCCAUAAUCCUUGUAUUAUAUGCACCAGAUAGUUUUACACUAAAAUAAAAUUUCGGGAAUGUUUUUAUAUAUGUAGUAGGUUUUAUAAUGUUUGUAUGUAUUAAUGUUAUGUUAUGUUAUUUAUAAAAAGUUUGCUUUUUGUUAGAUUUUGGUUACAAUAUAAUAUGGUUUCUGUGAGAAAGGGUUUGAUUUUUUUUAAAAAUGAAAUACACAUCAUCGGUCCACGGACAAAAUACUUUGUACUUUUUUUUGGAAAUCCAUGAUUGUAAAGAAAUUUAUGUUUUUACAAGAUGUUGAUUGUGAUCCUGAUAUUUGGUGAAAUUGUAUAUACAAUUCAUUCAAUACACGCCUCACACUCUCAGAAAUCCAUGCACACCUCACCAUAACGGACCAUAUCAUUAGCUAAUCUCCCACAUCUAGCAGAACAUGGUUUAUUUGAUUUUAUUGGAGUAAAGACAGUGUGAUAGGAGGGAGAUUUUGUCUGGACUGCAGCACAAUAGUCUACUCUUAUUUCAAAUUCCAACUGUCAAGGGUUAUUUCAAAACGCCGACGCAUACACAGGACCUCAUUUUUUUUGUCUCAUCCAAGUUGUCCUUGCCAGACCCUCCAUCCUGCAACAUAAAACAUAAUUUGAACUACAAUGUAUAAUAAACGAAUGCUAAAGGAUCUGUUUUAUUAAUAUUGGUCAUUAAACAAAGAAUGUCUGAAAAUUACAGGGAUAUUAAUGGAAGAAUAAAAGUUUAUAGAACAUAUGAAAUGAAUGAAAUGAAAUGGGGUUUAACGUCCUACUGUUCUGCUCCUAACCUGGGCUAAUGAAGACGGGCAUACGCCAUACAGUGUGCUAUGAGGGAAAUUUUGCCCGGACAGCGGCACUACGGCCUACUCUUAUAUCGAAUUCCAACUGCCAAGGGAUCUUUUACGUGCACGCCAAUGUGAGAACAUAUGAAAGUUAUGGUAUCUGUGCGACUGAUUAAAUUGUAUUAAAGUCACAUGUAUUUAUUUCUGUGUUCUUAAAAUUUUAAAAAUAUUUAUUAUAACUACCAACAAUUCACAAUUUUAUUAUUAUUAAUGUUCAGGUUUUAAUUUUAAAGUCACAAGUCAGAGGUUAUAUUUUAAUGUAAAGAUCGUUGUAAUUAGAAAAAUCUGAGUAUAAAAAGAUGUUCAUUAAAAUUGUACACAAGAAAUCAACACGUUUUUCUAAGAGAUAAAGAUGACGAAUCAAUGAAAACCAAUGUAAAAUGAUUGUAACUUAGUUAGAAUAUUCAGAUUUAUGUACCAGAAUGUUUUCUAAUAAAGAGAUUAUGCAUGAUCUUACAUGUAAAUUCUAUAUUUAAUCUUUAUUCUGUUGUGGCUUUAACGUUUCACCAGAAGAUGUUUAUUGUAUAUCCUUAACCAAUAUACCAUUUAUAUUAAUUUUAACAAUACAGAUAAACUUUAUACGUUAAAUAUUAUUUUUUUAUCAUAAGUUCAUGUUAUAGUGUUUUUAAUUGAGCUGUAUAUAAGGCACAUCAGAGUGUGUUUGUGAUGUUUUUCACAGGGUAUAAUACAAACUCGGUUCAUUUACAUGGUAUUUAAAAAUAAAUAUGGUUAUAUAUAUAUAUAUAUA